AUGGUUCCAGCAGUGAUCUUGCUCUUACUCCUUUUGGUUGAACAAGCAGCGGCCCUGGGAGAGCCUCAGCUCUGCUAUAUCCUGGAUGCAAUUCUAUUUUUGUAUGGCCUUGUCCUCACCCUGCUCUACUGUCGACUCAAGAUCCAGAUGCGAAAGGCAAUAGUCAGCUAUGAGAAGUCAGAUGCCAUUUACACGGGCCUGAGCACCCGGAACCAGGAAACUUAUGAGACAUUGAAGCAUGAGAAACCAACACAGUAG
This is a messenger RNA of Orycteropus afer afer, 258 nucleotides long. RefSeq names its product Fc fragment of IgE receptor Ig (gene FCER1G). Gene Ontology annotation, molecular function: IgG binding; IgE receptor activity. The record is from RefSeq and is a predicted model, not a curated record. Gene Ontology annotation, cellular component: external side of plasma membrane; membrane; Fc-epsilon receptor I complex. The transcript is spliced from 5 exons. NCBI's taxonomy places the organism in Eukaryota, Metazoa, Chordata, Mammalia, Tubulidentata, Orycteropodidae. The coding region runs from base 1 to 258 and encodes 85 amino acids. Gene Ontology annotation, biological process: innate immune response; neutrophil chemotaxis; defense response to bacterium.